AUGGAGUUUUAUUUGGAGAUUGACCCCGUUACCUUGAAUCUCAUCAUUCUGGUAUCUAGCUAUGUCAUUUUGCUUCUGGUUUUCCUGAUCUCCUGCGUGCUCUAUGACUGCAGAGGGAAGGAUCCCAGCAAGGAAUAUGCUCCUGAGGUCCCUGCAGACAGCCAGCCCCCGAUCCGGCUGGUGGUGAUGCAGCAGGGCUCCCCUGGCACUCGCUGGGCAAAGGGGCUCGUCUCUGCCUACGAGAACCCUGCUGAUCUGCCUGGGAAAAGGACUACAGUGGUGUGA
Messenger RNA from Agelaius phoeniceus (red-winged blackbird), 285 nucleotides. It is a transcript of the gene SMIM36, whose product is annotated as small integral membrane protein 36. Lineage: Eukaryota; Metazoa; Chordata; Aves; Passeriformes; Icteridae. The record is from RefSeq and is a predicted model, not a curated record.